CAUGACCAAACAAAUGGCUGCAGUUUUUAGUUACAAUGGAAACCAAUACAGCAGAAAAUGUAGCGCACCCAGAAUACAAUGUGAUUGUGACAGAAAAUGUUUUAGAUCAACAUUAUCAAUACCUCAAAGAUCCUUCAGCCUUUAAAGUUUACAGACAAAGAUGGACAAUUCUAUUUAUAAUUGCAGUUAUAAAUUUUACGAAUGCUUUGGUAAAUAAAAAAAACUAUUUUAAUUUUUCCGUCCAUGGUACAUCAUUGAGAAUCAUUCUCUCAAAAAUUAAAAAUUGAUAAUAUUGUAGAUGUAAGAUAGUUAAGUAAUAUAGUCUAAGAAACUGAGAUAGUCUUAUUUAAGCGGUACACCAUAUUAAGUGUAGCUGAGUGGGGUUAUGUAGCUUACAGUUUAAAUAAAAUCACAAUAAAACAAUCAGGUCUGAGAACUAUAGCUUUUUAAUGUAAGUGUAAGGUACAAUCCGUUGACAGAGCCGACAGGAAAAUCUCUCACACCUGUCGCCGACCCGACGCAUCUGUUCCACACCACAAUCUAAAAGAUGUACACACCUCCUUAACAAAUUGCUCGGCUCCACUCUCACCAGUAAAUCUGGGGAGUUUGGGCAGCCUAUUGGCAACUUGUAUUUGUUCUACGAUUGCUGGCUCCAUUUUUAGUUCUAUAUUUGUCCUUUUUCUUCGAAAAAUCUAAAUUGGAUUCUGAAAAGCUAUCCUCAAUUUGACCCUGCUCGCAGCGCCUAAAAUGUAGCCGAGUGGUGACGAAGCUUACAGUUUAGGUAAAAUCACAAUAAAACAAUCAGGUCUGAGAACUACAGCUUUUUAAUGUAAGGUACAAUCCGUUGACAGAGCCGACAGUAAAAUCUUUCACACAUGCCGCCGACCCGACGCAUUCGUUCCACAACACAAUCUCAAAAGAUGUACGCACCUCAAGUCCAAGUUCAACACACCCCCCCCCCAGUCGCAGGGAACCAGCCUCCCGAGCUGACCCCGGGGCAGGGAUGGUUAUUCCCGCGUGUAAAUAACCAACAUAAAAUUUAAGGCCAGUACACAGCUGUGUGUUACUUUAAAUGACCAUGGAUGUGUACGUGCUUGUGGUUACCCAUAGCAGUCACACUAUGACUAUGAGAGUGGAUUCUCUUAUUCCUAUCUGUUCCAUACUACCGCAUAUAAAAUGUUACCUAAAAGCAGUUGCAAAUAGUGUCACAUUGCCACAUAAGCUAUAUAUAUAGACUAGUUAAGUUAAUUAGACCAUAAUCAUUAUUAUGCCAUUGUCUUAUAACUUAUGUUUAAAUUCAGACUGUACUGUAGAUUCAUCAAAUUCAAAACAUCUAAAAUGACAGACCGAUCUGUAUAAAAAGUGGGUAAAUAUACACAAUCCACACUACCAAAAAUUUAAAAAGUUGUCAGAAAAUCAACACAACAUAAUUUGUCCAAUACUGCAAACAUUUAAAAGUUAAGGAUAAUAAUAAAUAGGGACUUUGGUAUGGCCUGGAAAUACCCGAAAAACGGGUAUAGUAAUUUCGUUGUCAAAAUGGCGACCUCCACUUUUUAAUUUACUGAGGGUAGUGUUGUUUGGAUUUUUUUUUCCUGAAGUUAGUUUUAUUAGUUAAUUCUAAUUCCGCCCUCAAGUUAAAGCAGACAUGUUUGUUGUUCAUUUGACACUUUUCUUUUUAAAAAAAUGUGAUGGUUUGACUUUGAAAAUUGAAGGUAAAUAAAAGCUAAAUUCACUCCAUCAUAUUUUUUGUGUGGAAAACAGACCUUUUUUAAAAAAAUACAACUUUUAGAUGAAUUUAUAAAUUACAACAUAUCCAAAAUUCGUGAGGUUAGGGCCAAUACAUUGGUAAGAUAUCUUCAUAAAAAUUUUUUGUCACAUGUGUCCAAAAAUUACCUUUUUAUCGAUAAAUGACUUUUUUGAAGUAAAUGACUUGAUGUACUUUGGAAAUCCAGCACAUUAGUCAAUAAUAAUUCAUUUUAAAACAAAUUAGCAUAAUUGAAUAGCACCAAUACUUAUUUGUCAUAUGAUCUACUGCUUUUUAAGGAAUUUGAUUAACAUUACAACUUAGACAAUUAAUUAUAUAGUAAAUUAUAAAAGUAUAGUAUUUUUAUUAUUAUUAUAUAUUACCAUAUAUGUAUAUAUUAUAACGUUAUAGUGUUAUUAUAUAUUUAUAUAUGUGUGUGAGUCCCCUGUAACUACUGUGAGCCUAGCAGAGCUAGCCUCAUUCCAACUUAUUAUUGUAGGACCUAUGACAUAUUUUUGUAAAGAUAUUUUUUAUAAAUUAAAAAAAAACUAAAUAAAAAUUAAAAAAAAGAUAUUCUCUUAACUUUGAUAUUGAAAUAUCCUAUAUUCACUCACAAAUCGCAAUAUUUCACAUGAAAAAUAUCAUAUAAUCCUCAGUAUUCUUAAAGAAAUAACACUUUUUGCCACAAUAAUCCAAGAAUUACUUAAGGUAUUACUAAAGAACAAUCAUAAAAACUUAUACUUACAUCAAGUAAAUUACUAGAGCUUAUUUUAUUUUCAAUCAAUUGCCACUUUGAUUCUAUCAAUACAUGUUGAUUUGUGAAACACCUUUACUAACUUAAAAUAAAUGACAUACUAUUUUUUUGUCAUAUUCAGACAUUCAUAUGAUAUGGGACUAAAAUGCAUAUAUAGAAAAUGGUAAAAUAAAAAGUGUAAUCGUCAGUUUUAACUGAAUGAAAAAAAUAAUCCCUUUAUUAUUUUUUUAUACUUAUAAAUGUUAAACAACUCCACAGAAAAUUUGAAAUUAAUGUAUAAAGAAUAUUUUAAUUAUUAUGAUUUUUGGGAAAUUAAAAAAAAAAUAUUUAAACAAAAUUAAAUAAUUAAUUUCAAAUACGUGACGAGUCAGCAUAUUUAUACAUUUUUUUAAAUAGUAAAACAAUACAUUUUUUUCCCCUAAAUUUUUGCGUCAUAUUGACAAAAACUAACUUAUAUUUUGUGGCUUUAUUUAGAAAUAUCUUAUUUAACUAUGUUCCCUGUAAAUAUUAUAUUUUUGUUUCAUUUUAUAAUAAAGUUAUAGGCCUUUAAAAAAGGCAAAAUGAGGGUCACAAAAUGUGGAGGAAAAUCCCAUACCGGUAGUGAAAAAGUGGUUUUGAGGUCUCUACUAAAAACUUCAUAACUUUUUAACCUUUUGAGCUAGAAAGUUGAUCUUGGUGUUUUUGCAAUCUAUUCUCCAGGCUCUAUACAGCUGUAGUAUUUUUAUAUUUUUAAAAAUGUUUUGAAAUUUUAAUCAAAGUGCCUAAUAAUUAACCAACCGAUGAAAUUUUAAUUUAAAACAUUCAAUCACCAUAUUAAACAAAAGUUAACUUUAGUAUUACUAGUAGUAACAACGCAAGAAUAAACAAAAGGGAGAGAAUCCUACACAGACAAAAAUAUUAAAAAAUUAACGAAAAUGUGUAUUGAAUUUAAGGCAUUCUUUAAUAUGAUUAAAUCUUCAAACAUAAUUUACUCCACCCUAACUCGAGCAUAAAUAUUAUAAAAUAUGACCUAACCUGAACCCUACAACCACUAUUCAUGUGGUACAGUUACACACUAUAGUGAAACAAAAUCAUAAAUUUAAAUUAAAAAUUAUUCAAAUAUUCUUCAAAUAAUGAAACCCCAACGUACAUUUGAAUUGGAAACACUUGUAUGCACUUUAUUACAGAUUCCACUAAAAGUAAAAUCAAAAAGACGUCAGAAAAGUCAAUAUCCAUUUUCAUACAACUCCGGCAAAUAACCUUCAUUGGAAAUAUUAUAACUCUGGGUGACAAAGGAAGUAAUAAACCCAGUUGCAGUGCCUUAUAGCAUGUAUGAAAAAAAGUAACAUUUUCAAGCCCCCCAGUUUCACAAGUACUUUUUUGACACCUUUUUUCCCCCCCCCCCCCCUUUGUGUACAAACAACGAGCUUUUGGCCCCCCCCCUUCCCCCCCCCCCCAAAAAAAAAACCACACAACAACUAAAAAAUCAAUUUAUUUAUACACAAUUAUGAUUUCAGAGUAAAUAGAAUGUGUCAACACUGGUUGGUGAGCCAUGUGGUUCGUAAAAUAGGAAUCGUGUCACCCCGGGAUGUUGCAUUGCCCUGGAGCAGGGCCAUUCGAAAGGGGCAAACCUUUAUUUUAAAAAAUGUAAUCUCUAAAAGUGUAUUUGAUAGAAUUUGAUAAUGUGCUUGUGAAAACCUAAAUUUUCAAGGGUACCGAAAGUAACAAAAAUUCUAGGAAGCACUAGCGUGGCCAAAAAAAAUUAACUAAAUAGGUCACGCAAGUGGAACAUACAAAACAGCCAUGCUCAUCCCAUACAUGAUGACAUGCUAUUUCAGCAUUUUUGUUAGCUUGAUGUUGUGCACCAUACUUUAAUCAUGCUUUAUCAUGCACACACUUCCCUUAAAUGUGUGACAUAUUUUAUGAUGGCUUCAAAGGUGAAUGGGGGACUAAACAUUACUGAGUCACAGUAAAUUUCUGUUGCUACCAUACCUCUAGUGUGAUAUCUAGCAUGGUCACUUGUGAAUACACAGAGGAAAGUAUGACUACAAUUACAAAACAUUGCUUCAUAUUUUUGCUUCAUAUUUUUGUAGCAUUAGAGAUAUAAAUAGGCUAUUUAUGACUGUCAGAAUUUCAAGAUAAUUAUUAUUUUUUGUAUGUUAGCAAAUACUCUGUAUUUUUGGUGGGGGUUUUCUUUGGCAUCCCUGUCAGAAUGUUAUAGAAUUUUUAGGAAGAAAUUACAAGGCCCCGGAUUUUUGUUUUUAGGUGAAUAAGCUUGUUCCUUAGUCAGCAAAUUCCCACUCUCCACACAUCUCAAAAAGUCAUUAAUGUGGAUGAUACAGCUUGGCACCAGAAGUAUUUUUGCAGAAGUUGCAGAAUUUUCAUCGCUUGAAUGUUUCACCGGUACCACCUCCAGGACUCUAUCUCCAUUUUUGAAUUCAGUGUUUUCCUUCCCUUAGAUGAGCUGCCAUCCAAUCUCAAAGAGUCCCAUGCACCUGGGUUGUUGAUGAUAUUUUUUUGCUUCUCUGGGUUUUGCUGGGGAUUGAACUCCAAUUCAAAAGUUUGGAAUCUACACAAUUUUGACCACAUAUAUAAUUUAUAAUAAAUCUCCCUUUUCCUUUCCUCUUUUUCUGAUGACAUUUUUUAAAGCUUUUUUUUUUACAGCACUAAAGUUAUUCGACAAACCUGUCAUACAUUCAAUAAAUUUUUUUUUUACCUCAACAGAUAUGGAUUAUGUUUUCACCAGUCACAGACAUGACUUCAAAAUACUAUGGCAUUUCUUUCAUGGAUGUGAACUGGCUUUCACUUGUAUAUCUUGUAGCAUCCAUUCCAUCAGGCUUCUUUGCCUCAUGGAUGCUGGACAGUAUGGGCCUAAGGGCUAGUGUAAGUUAAAUUUUCUGAAUUUUGUACACAUGUGUUAUCAUCCAUGUUAUGAAUUUUUAUCUGGGAAGGGAAUUAGUUUAAUUUAUAUGUAGCCUUUUCCAUUCCGAGGGGUGACUUUGUUACAUCUUUAAUUUUUUCAGCUUUAGUGAUAACUGGUAGUUUAAAAAAGUAAAUCAAUUCUAACAUGUAUUUCAAGAGCCUACACAACAAGCUAUGUAUUAAUCAGCAUUAUGGAAAUGUAGAAAGAGCCUAUACAACUCAAAAAUUAUUUUCUCACUACGGUUAUCUGAUAUUUUGGAUUCACAUCUAAAAAAAAGUGUCUGUAUUAUUUUUGCUAUUGCUGAGGUUUGAUUUCCAGCCAUUGAGUAUGUAUGUCAUGUCCUGGUUGUCGCCUUAGGCACCUAUUUACCCUACUGAUUUGGGUACAUGAUAAUAGAAUAUUAUGCUAGGCAAUACUUCAAUCAAUUUUCGAUUCUAAAGAUAUUUAAACCUACUUCUUGCAAUACCCAGUAUAAUGUUCAUGCUCAUUCAUUAUUCCUUUUUAAUGGAUAUCCACAACUUAAAGGUUUUUUAAAUAAACAUUUUGAUAUAAAUUAACUCUGUAUCUUUAAUAAAUUUAAUUUACUAUUUUUACUCUAAACCCAAAAUCCUGUUGUCAAGAUUUUUUUUAUAUACCCGGUACCGGGUACCUACAGGUACCUUAAACAAAUUAAGGUGCAAAGUUAGGUUAAGAAUUUAAAACUGGAUGAUACCCAGUAGUUUAAUCAAAUUUAUUUUUAAUUAUUAAUACCGUAGCAUCUUUAAUUUAAGUGAACAAAAACUUUUGCUAAAUAAUUUAAUUUGGACACUAAUUAGGGCUUAAAUAUGUUAUUUUAUAUUUGAACUUUUUAUCAUUUCAGAUAAUUUUAGCAGCAUGCUUCAAUUUCAUUGGUUCUGGACUGCGAAACUUGACAGUGUUUAGCUUUAUCCCUUCUCAUAUUCGCUUUCCAUUACUUAUUGGUGGGCAGGUCAUUGCAGCAUGUGGGCAGACAUUCAUUAUGUUCACACCAGCAAAGGUGGCAGCAUUAUGGUUUGGUGAUAAUCAGAGAGCAAUUGCGACAACAAUAGCAAGCAUGUGUAAGUCUCUUCUUUCAAAUGUCUAUUUGAAAUUAAUUCUCAUUGAUUUAAUAAAUCAGUACUGGGUACCAGGAAACUAAAAACUGCUCAUACCGAGGUAUUUAAAAGACUUCUUUAGAUUUAUCUUGAGCAACUGCAAGGAACUGUGUUCUUCUGUUCCUCAUAGUUUUUGAACUAUUACUAUAGUCAGAUUAGUUCCUCAGUUUGCAUAUAUAUUUAUCACUUUUAUAUAUAGUUAUAAAUAAUACUCGAGAUGAUGCAGUUCAAACAGUGACUAUGGUAAUUUUAAUAUCGAUAAUCACAAUAAUAAAUAGGUUUCAUGGAAAUAUGAACAAGCUUGGAAUCGCAUCACAUAAAUUUCAAUUCCUAUUAUACUUCCAUAAUAUAAUUUAUAAUAUUCUUUUACGGUACUUGAAAAUGUUGUUAACAAAAUGUUGAUACAUAAUCAAACAGUCUAAGUUCACUCCAUUAUUAUGCUCUUCUCCCUUUUUAUUAUUACCGGUACCAGUAUUCAAUAAUCCACUCUGAUUGGCCAGUUCCUCUCAAGUCCCAACACUCUGUAAAUUAAUUAUGCACAAUAAUUAUUUAGUACCAGUAUAUUACAUGUCUCCCAUUAUGGAUUCACACAUUCAUAAGAUCUGUGACAGGAACAUGUGGCCAGAAAUUUAAUAAAUUUACUGAUUGACAACUUAAUAUCAACACAUUUUUUUCAGCCAAUCCUUUAGGAAUUUUGGCAGCAAAUAUAUUAUCCCCAGCAUUAGUUAAAAAGGAGGAUGAUCUAAAAAUUAUGGUAAGUCUGUUUUUAAAACAAGUUUUAAAAAGUGGCAGUAUUACAAAAUUAACUGAAAUAUUCUUUUUAAAGAGAUGAUUUUAGUUAAGCAUUUUUAAAUACGUGAACUUAAAGCCAAUUAUAGUAGGUGCUAUUACGAAAAUCAAUUUUUGUAGCAACUAAAAAUAUGUUUUUCUCAAAGUUAUGGCUCUGUAGUGCAGUUAGUCUCACAGGAGUGAUUCUUUCAUUGUGUUUUGUCCGAAGUUCUCUGCCACCCACGCCUCCAAGUCCAAGUGCUGCUGCUCAGUCAGAACCAUUUUUUAUUGGAAUUAAAAAGGUAAAUUGUAUGAAUACUGGUUAUGACUUGCACUACUUCUCAAUGUUUACUUGGAGAAAGAGGUUACGUUUUCAAAUUUUUUUAACUGCAGUUUAAAAAUUGCUGUGUGUGAUGCAUGAUAAUAAUAUUAAUAAUAGGUUUAUUUGAUAUCUAAUUCAGCUGCGUACAAAUUAUCAAUUCUGGUUGUUAGCUUUUUCUAUUGGUGGAGGUCUUGCCCUGUUUACAGCAAACACAACGUUCCUGGAACAGAUUCUAUGUCCACAAAAUUAUGACAAUGUAAGUUACAAGCGACUACUUUUCUUUUGUUUUCAAACAUUAAAAAGUUAUUGUGCUAAAAACUGUGCUAAGAUAUCGGUUAGUUAAUACGUUGUUAGAAAAUGUCAUUUUAAAAAAAAAUUCAGUUCAGGUAUCAGUAUUGAUAUUGUUUGAAACUCCUGGCUUUCUAAGUGAUGUGUGUGUAACCAUCUGAAACCUGUCUCAGGAAGUUGUUAACACCUGUUAUGGAAAAGUAAAAAUCUAACCAUUGGUUUCAUAGAGCAAUUUUACCUUUUUGUCACAAUUAACAUGAAAUUCUGUUAUAUUCAUUUACAUUUCAUAUAAGACGGAUGUAAUUUCUUUUCCUCUGGCAGAAUUUUGCUGGGCUUUGUGGUGCUCUGAUGAUAGCAGCUGGAGCUGUUGGCGCUGUCAUAGCUGGAGUUAUUGCUGACAAAACCAAAAAGUUUUCAGAAGUGACUAAAAUUGGUUUCUGUCUCAGCACAUUGUGUGGUAUAGCAUUUGUUCAGGUACCAGUAAAUAGAAAGCUUGUUAGUUGAUAGGUUACACUAUUUAUUAAUUAGUUUAACAGUCUUCAUGGGACAAUUCUAAUAAUUAUUUAAUGUAAUCUGAGACAUAAAAAGUCCUUACCCUAUACCCAGUAUGAAAAAAGUUUUCCUUUUGUUGUUAUUUUAUUUUUAAAUGACAAGGUAUUGCUGAUUUAAAUUUAAUCAUGUUCAUUGUAAAAUAACAGAUAUAUUAUUAAGUACCAUAUAUGACACAAGGAAAUGCUUGUUAAAAUUAAAAUAAAUUAGCUUAUACCUGUACUCCAAUGUUCAUGUUACUUAUCCACUGUUCAGGAUACUUAUUGCUAUACCCAUACUGGUAUUUCAUUAUAUUUGCCAUUUUCUUUGUGCUUUAGACUGAAUAAAAUUACAUUCAAAUGAAGUUAGUGCAGUUUGAUCAGUGAUUAAACUUUAAAGUUUAAAAUGUAUUUUGCACCCAAAGUUAAUCAUAAAGUUUAAUAUUUCCAUUUUAUAGUCUUUUAAACUAUCACUUUUAAUAUUAAGAACUGACUCAUUUAUUGUUGUUUUUAGUAAAAAGAACUAAUGAAUUACUGGGUAAAUAACUAAAUUAUAGUGACCCAUACUGGCCAUACAUACAGAUUUGUCACCAUCCAGGGAACUUUAAAAAAUUCACUUACUCUGGCUUUGUCAUAGGAGUUUUCCUCCCUGUUUCUUUCCCCAAAAAACUGAUAUAUUUUUAUAUUUAAUGAUUUAUGUUUUCAUCUGACUGCUUCCUGUUACAUUAAGUUUGUUUGUUUACAGAUGGCAAGGCUAAGGGAACAAGCCAUAGCAGUGGCAACUUCUAUUACUCUGUUUGGCUUUUUCGGGUUUGCUAUUUAUCCUACCUCUCUUGAAAUGGCAGUUGAAUUAACAUAUCCUGUGGCAGAAGCUACCAGCACUGGGAUCAUUUUUCUAUCUGGGUAAUGUUUCACUUUUAUUACAGAUCAACACUUCAAUAUAAUUUCAUUUUUUUAGGCACUGGUAAUCAACUACCGGUACCGGUACAUUACUUAAUAUUGGUUCACAUAUCGGUAUUAAUUAUUAUUUAUCAGAAAUUUCACUUAUUGAGAGAACUCUAAAGAUGCUAGUUAUAGUCUUUAUUUAGCUUUAAAACAAUUAUAAAUAAAAACUUAAAUAAAAUGAAAAUAACAGUAUUAACAGCCAUCUAAGACUAUUUUGGUCUGAUAUUAUUGUUUUUUUAAUGUGCACCGGUACUAUAUCCAGAUGUUUCAAUAAUCUUUCUGUAUCAUGUGACGGUUGUAGUCAGAUUCAAGGCAUUGUCUUCAUGCUGUUAGCCCAAUAUACAGCACAGCCACUUUCAUCUCAUGCAGCUACAUUACCUAAGGCAUGCCCAAGUACUGGGGAAUUUGACCCUCAAGACUGGACAAGUAAGUUAUCAACAAAAGUUGAAAAAAGGAUGUUUUAAUUUUAUAGUCAGAGAAACAAUACUUAUUUUAAAGUAGACAUUGACCUGCUUGACAGCAGAGCUAUUUGAAUAAUGACAUAAUUCCACCUUUUAUUAACAUAAGCUAGGAGUUGAUCUGAUCUAAACUUUCUAUUCAUGGCACUUGAGUUUAGCUGAGAAUGUGAUAUAUAAUGACAGCAAAACCUGACUUAUUUUUUUUUAAAUUUAAUUUUAAAUUUUUAAUCAACAAUGGAUAUUUGAUUAUAGUCAUACAUUUCUUUAUUUAUUUUUGUUAUGGUACUUAGAAAAUCAUCAUUUUUAUUUGUUUUUUUUAUGUUGUUUUAGUUCCAAACCUAAUAAUUAAUGGAGUCGGUGUGUUGUAUUGCAUUGUAAUCACGCUCUUGUUUCGGGCCAAGUACCGACGUAUGGAGGAAGAAAUUCGGAUAAAAGCUGGAAAUACAUUACAAGGAAAGUUAGACAGCCCUGUAAAUUAUAUUUAAAAAAUAAAUUUUUUACAAAUACAAAUUCCAGUAUCAGUAAAAAUGGCUGUCAUCAUCUGAAUAGUGAAAGUUUUUAAAAAUGCAUAGUCCACCAGAAAAAUUUAUACACACUUCAGGAAGAUUAUAGUAUAAAUAUUUAUACAAAAUUUAUUGAGACACCAUUAGCCACAACUCAUUUGCACCUGCUUGAUCUUCAUGAGCAAUUUUACAUUCCUUAAAUGACAACUGUUCCCCAUCAUUUUGUCAUAGUUGUUUGCAUCACUUGUUGAUAUUAUAGCCAUGAAGACAGUUAUUAUAAGUACACUGUAACCCUUGGCACUAAUAACCAGGCACACCAAAUAUUAGACACCAACACUUUAUGAGCUUUUCUUUAUUCUGUGUAUCUGUCAUGCAGAUCCACCUGGUUAUCCUUAUGACUAACACAGUCGAUUCAAAACACAGGCGCUAUCACUCUGUAAUGUCUCAUGACUCUCUCUGUAAAUAAACUCUUUAUUCAACGUCCCUGAAUUCUCUUGAUCUCACGCCUUAUAUUCACACACUUGUUUAUUAAUAUAUUAUUAUACUAUUACUAUUCCUGUCAUCCAAUGACCAUUCAGACACAAUAAUACAACUCACGACACAACUCAGAAAUCAAAGUGUUCAUACAACAACAGUUAACAUUAUACUUAACUAUUAAAUAUGAAUUAAUCUGAUGAUGUUUGAAAAAAAUGUAUAUAAUUUUUUUCUCUUCCUUAGUGUGUAUAGCCUUUUCUGACAGACUGUAUAAUUUUAUGUGGUACAGAUGUUAAAAAUGUUAACAACUCAUCUUGUCUAUUGAUUUUCCACUAUCACCUAUGGUACACUUUUAGCAGUUAUGACUAAGCUGGCUGAUAUUUUGUUUAGUUAUUAUAAUGGCUGUGUUGAAAUCUAAGCAUUUUGAAUAGUGCCGUACCCAAGUCUGAUAAGAAAUCCUCCAGCUCCACUAUAAUCAACUUUAGCUUAUUAUUAUUAUUUUUUACUGAGAUUUAUUAUGCUGUGACAUUAUUAUGUACCGGUAUUGUAAUUGUACCAACUGAUUCCUAGAUGGCAGUUACAUUUACACAUAUACAUUUAAAUUCAUUGUGGCUUUUAAAAAGAAAUAAUUAAAUACAUUGCUAAACACGGAAUAUCCAGUGAAGUGUAGGAGUAUCACCUAAGCAAUGUUCAUAGCAUUUGAAAUACUUUGCUUACAAGGUUUGUACUGGGUAUAAGCUUAGAACGUAUUAUUUUUUUAAAUCUCUAAGUUGGAAAAAAACUUAAGACACUGAAUUUUUCAAUAGCAAACUUCAGCGGCAGAGAAACUCUAGAGAGGUCAUGCCAAAACAGUCAAUAUUUCUGUUAUCUAAGUUGGGGAACACAAGCACGUCACUACCCUGUUUAAUGUAAACAAAGUUAUUAGGACAGAAUGACAAUUCAAAAUCUAUUAUUUUAAUCCCCUAAACUAAAUUCCCUGCAAAAUUUUUCUAAAAAACCAGUCCUUCCUAAUGACAAACGCUCUCACCAAUGAAAUAUUUAAAAAAAUUUUGUUUGCUUUCCCGAGGUAUAGAAAAAGAAGCUGACAAGACAUUCCUGUUAGACUCCAUCUCCCUGUAAUCAAUAUAAACAGAGUGGGGCACACAUUGUCUUUGUUGAUUAUUUAUUUUAUUUUAAUUGAAAAGGUUAUUUUAGGACAGUCCUGCGGCCAUUAUAUUUGUCAUGUAAUUUUUAGGUGGAACAGAUUAUCUCCUUCACAUAAACUGAUAAUUUAUACUUUCUUGCUCAUCUGCUGACGCAGUCUUACAAAUAAUACCUUUGUCAUUUUCUCCUGUCCUAAGUCUCUAAUUUUGCCCCCACCUGCAUUUUUUUAAUGUGAUGCUUAUAUUAUUAUAAUGAAAUUUGAUGAAAAUCACUAUAUUCUUAGCAUUCAUAUGCAGACCUGUUUACCCUCAAACUCUUAAAAUCGUACAAUAUCAUCACAAAAUCAAUCAACACAUAUCUUUAUAGUAAAAUAAACAUCAGUAUAUAUGAUGUAUACACCUCAAAAUCGUACAUUGUACGCCAAAAUCGUACGAGUAAACAGGUCUGCAUAUGAUACUCAGCGUUUUGUUUCUCAUACCAUCGGAAAAAUUUUGAAUGCUUCAUUGUAAUCCCAAAGGGAAAAAAAUAGUACCUAUGCAAAAUGGCAGCUGUGUCUUUGAUUUCAUAUUGUAUUUAUUCUUUUUACAUUAAUAUUAAUUUGUUUAUGUGUUGACAUGUGCCUUUCAAACACUUGAUGGCCAAGCAUUCUGAAUGUAUUAAAAAAAACUUCAUCUUUUUGCACUCUUUUUUUGUUGUCUAAAAAAGAUACAAAAAGGUUUUUGGAAUGAUACAAAAAAGGAUAUACGUUCUUUAACCAGAUUUACAAUGAUUUUAAAAAUAAGAAGUGAUUGACAGUUUUAGAAGUGUUUUAAUAGAUAUUUUAUGAGAAAUAAAACAUUAAAAUCUGGAGUUGUUAAACUUUGUAUCUUGGUGAUAACAGGCAAAAAUGUAAGAUUAUUUGUAUUAACAGGUGCGGUCAUUGGUCAAGGUAAAGAGCUCAAAUUUUGAUUUUCAACAGCAAAAAGAGAAGCAGCACAGAGUUAGUACCAGUAUUUAAAUUGCCGUCAGUGUUAUUAUCCAGCGAAGAAAGAGAUGUGUUCUUGUUCUAUGAAAUACUUUUCAUGUAUUUGAUUAAAAUUUUAUGAUUUAUUGUACAGUUAAUGUACCGGUACCUUGAAAAAUUAAUAUUACCGUACUUACUUUACAUUAAAGCAAUUAAAACAUUAAUGUAUUCUGUGGUUGCUGUUCUUAAGGUCACCUGGUUAGACAUUUCAUAUAAUUUGACGGAAGAUUUUCUUGACAAAAUAAUAAACUUUAUGUACCGGUAUGGUACAUUUAAACUAAGUUUUAGCUUUAAAAGGGAUGUUCUUGCCUCCCUUUUUUUUUUCUAUACUAAAAAAAAUAUAUUAUUAGGAAAAGAAAGAGAAAAGAAACUAUCUUUUACUUUUAAAGUUAAAACUUAUUAUAUUCAAAAGUCCCGGGUACAUAAAGUUUAUUAUUUUGUCUAAUUUCUGUAUUUCCACUUGGGGUACGACAAAGAUUGGUAGGUUUAAAUUUGAUAAUGCUAAUUUCUUUUUACUAUCUUCCUUUUUUAUUUAAAGUUAUAAGUCCUAUUCAAAAUUGAACUACCAUCAAUUAAUGCAACCCAGUAGACUUAUUGAGAAAGUAAAGAAAAACUGUGCUACUUAAAGGUUUAAACAUCACAAAUGAUUUAGUUAUUAUAACCCUUUUCUGUUCUAUCCUAAAUAAGGUUUAAUGUCACUCGCUAGUCAUGACCAAUAUGUUAAAAGUAAUUAAUCUUGGAUAAGGUUUAACUGAUUUAAAUUCAAAUUAUUUCAAGAGAUUUUUAUACAAUUUAUUCAUAUAUAAUGUAAAAAUUAUUUAAUUUGUUAUUCAAUUUGUUUCAAUCGGCCUAAUGCUGAAUAAUGUAAACAUCUUUUGCAAUAAAUACCUG
Lymnaea stagnalis (great pond snail) is the source of this 13834-nucleotide messenger RNA. Lineage: Eukaryota; Metazoa; Mollusca; Gastropoda; Lymnaeidae. The record is from the annotation of a GenBank genome assembly.